Messenger RNA from Chaetomium fimeti, 526 nucleotides. RefSeq lists its product as uncharacterized. Gene Ontology annotation, cellular component: nucleus. Lineage: Eukaryota; Fungi; Ascomycota; Sordariomycetes; Sordariales; Chaetomiaceae. Gene Ontology annotation, biological process: translational initiation. Gene Ontology annotation, molecular function: RNA binding; translation initiation factor activity. The transcript is spliced from 2 exons. Bases 94 to 507 code for a protein of 137 amino acids. The record is from RefSeq and is a predicted model, not a curated record.
UGAAAUUCUAUGGGGGGUGAUUGCAGGCUUGCAGCUUUGCAGCCGAGCGCUCUCUUCCAAGCCCACACACGGCCACGAUAAACUACGGCAGCCAUGGGCAAACCGAAGCGUGCCGCCGUUCUCGCCGCAGCGCAGGAAUCGACCAGUCCUCCAGACGAAUUAACCAACACGCAAUUCGUCUCGCGUGUCAUCCAAGCCGAGGGCAACAGCCUCUACACAUGCGAGUUGCCUAGUGGGAAAACCGCCAUCGUCGAGCUCGAGCCCAAGUUCCGCAACACCAUUUUCAUCAGGCGAGGCGGUUAUGUGCUGGUAGACUUAGAGUCGGCGAAAGAACGGCUGAAGACCAGCAAAGUGAGCGGCGAGAUUAUCAACAUCGUGCGCGACGAGAAGGCGUGGCGGAAGCAGCCGUACUGGCCGAGCAAGUUCGCUAAAAACACGUACGGCCAAGACGAUGACGAGGACUCGACCGUCGGCAAGAUGCCGCCUAGCGACUCGGAAGAGGAGUGAUCUUGAGCAUGCUAGCUGA